UGAGAUCUGACGUUUCUCGCUGUCACUACACGUGCAGAGAGGUGCGAAGCAAGUUGCAAAAAAUUCAAUCGUAUAACGUGUGACGGAAAUCUAAUAAACAGUUGAAUUCUGUUGCUCAACGAUACCGAACGUGAAUGGGACCAUUUUGAGACAGGUGAUGCUUGAGUAAAAGUUGAGAAUGAUCAAAUUUGGGCAACGCUUAUCCGCCCGGUGUACCGUACUGUUUUCUUCGCGGCUAGUCCAGGGCAGAAUAGCUGCUCCGUUUUUGGUAACGUCCCGUGGUAAGAGAGAUGAAGGUGGUCGACUGUUCACACCGGUUCCGAUUCGGCCCAAUCCGGACGAUAUAAACGUAGGUGCUGAGUUGACUGGCGGUGCACUGGAUAAGGCGGAAAUGCUGAAAGUGAUUCUGAAGUUUAGCAGUCGAAAAGAAAUAAAAUUUCUCUGUUUGGAAAACGGAAUUGAUUCCAACUUGCAGCCGCAGGCGUUUACUAGCUUCCGGAGGUACUGCCUGGAGACGGAUGCUUUGCCCGCGGAUUUGCACGUUGUGUUGAGUGAUAUUCUGCAAGGGGCCGGCCAUGUGGACGAUAUUUUUCCUUACUUUUUGCGACAUGUUAAAAACAUUUUUCCACAUCUGGAAUGUAUGGAUGAUCUGAAGAAGAUUUCUGAUUUGAGGCAGCCAGCAAAUUGGUACCCGAGUGCCAGAGGGAUCAAUAGGAAGAUAAUAUUUCAUUCGGGACCGACCAAUUCGGGAAAAACCUAUCACGCUAUGGAGCGAUUUUUAGCUGCAAAAUCCGGUGUUUAUUGUGGUCCACUAAAGCUGCUGGCCAGCGAGGUCUACAAUAAGAGCAAUCAGCGGGGAACACCCUGUGAUUUGGUUACCGGAGAGGAGAGAAAAUUGGCAGACCCCAGCGGUAACCCAUCAAAACAUGUGGCAUGUACAGUGGAAAUGACCUCAAUUAAUACACCUUAUGAAGUAGCAGUCAUCGAUGAAAUUCAGCUGCUGAAAGACAACGGACGGGGCUGGGCCUGGACCAGAGCCUUCCUAGGCUUGAUGGCGGAAGAAAUUCAUGUUUGUGGAGAGCCAGGAACGCUAGAAUUGCUGCAGAAAAUUUGUGACACCACGCAUGAAAGUCUCGAAGUAAGGAACUACAAACGGCUUACGGCUCUGCAUAUAGAAAACAAUGCCUUGAUGUCACUAGACAAUGUUAUGGCCGGAGAUUGCAUCGUGUGCUUUAGCAAAAAUGAUAUCUACACUGUAUCUCGAGAGAUCGAAGCAAGGGGCAAAGAGGUGGCGGUUAUUUACGGCGGUUUGCCACCAGGAACGAAGCUAGCGCAGGCUGCUAAAUUUAAUGAUCCUGAAAACAGUUGCAAGGUACUAGUCGCCACAGAUGCAAUCGGAAUGGGACUAAAUCUCAGCAUAAGGCGCGUGAUUUUUAACUCAAUAAUUAAACCAACCGUGAAUCAGAAAGGCGAAAAAGAAAUGGACACGAUAUCUGUUUCUCAAGCCCUGCAAAUCGCUGGACGUGCCGGGCGUUAUGGGAUGAAGUGGGAUGAAGGAUUCGUCACUACCUACAAACCGGAAGAUCUGCCUACGCUCAGAAACAUCUUGUCGCAAACACCGGAUCCGCUUACUCAAGCAGGUUUACAUCCAACAGCAGACAUGAUAGAACUAUACGCGUACCAUUUGCCGAAUGCCACCCUCAGUAAUCUGAUGGAGAUUUUUGUUUCCCUUAGCACGGUCGACGACUCUCUCUAUUUCAUGUGCAACACAGAGGACUUCCGGUUUCUAGCGGAAACUAUCCAGCACGUUCCACUUCCAUUGCGAGCACGGUACAUCUUUUGUUGUGCGCCAAUCAACCGCCAAAUGCCCUUCGUUUGUUCUAUGUUCCUGAAGUAUGCCCGACGGUACAGCAAAAAUGAACCGGUGACGUUCGAUUGGCUGUGCAAUCAGUGCGGUUGGCCAUUCCAGCUUCCGCGAACUAUCAUCGAUCUAGUCCAUCUGGAGGCAGUUUUCGACGUACUCGAUCUCUAUCUGUGGUUAAGCUAUCGCUUCCCAGAUAUGUUUCCGGACGAAAAACUAGUUCGUGACAUUCAGAAAGAACUAGACGACAUCAUCCAGCAGGGGGUGUUUCAAAUUACCAAGCUGUUGAAAAACUCCGAAUCGGCCGUUUCGACCAACACACCAGACGAGGAUUCGUUCAUGAUGCGGCAAAAGAAAACCAAGUACUAUCGGGAGAAUGCGCCCCGGGGGAAGCUGACGGAACGGUUGCUCGCACAAGGUCUACUCACACCGGCGAUGCUGCAGGAGCUGAAAGCGGAAUGGGACCAGCAGCCAAAAGCGGGCAAGGGUGGUGCUAGCGAUGAUGAGGAUGAUGAUUCGCCGGGAAAGAAAAAUCGACGGAAGACUAGGAAGCCAAAAUUUUGACCGAAUGGGGCGGAGAAUGAAAAUACAAAUUAGUUAAUAGCGUAAAACGAAGAAUGUUUGUUGGUAUUCGAAAAUACAGUAAAGGAAGGUAAAGAAGAUUAGAGGUUAAUCAGUCACAUUUUGCACUAUGGAUUGGUUUUUUGAGCGAAUUUAGUUCGAUAGAAUCCGUAUCAUGUAUGCUCUUGGUGUCGUCUUUAGCGCAUUGACCUUGUCUGGUGGUUCAGAGGCUAAGGCGUUGGUCCCAUAAACCGUGGUACAUUCGAGCCCAGUCAGGAAGGUAUCUUAGUGUAGUGGCAUAUGGUAGCACCUAGCCCUGCAAUUGAUCGUGCACAAGAAGAAUCGGCUGCGAAAUAUGUCCAAACACCACAAGGUUAAGUUCCGCUACGGAAUUUGGUACGUCAUUGUUUAUUGCUUCGCUUUACAUUAGCGCAUUUGCCUAAAAUUCCACGCGAUGAUGCCAACUAAAAGGUACAAUCAUGUUACUAUAAAAUACUGUGCUGAGGCAAUUUAUCACAUGUACGUCUUUUUGCGUAACGAUAGGCGCAUUGUGAAACAACGUUUUGUCAAAAAAAUCAGCCCUGCGUUAUGCAAAGUUGUAUACAGGCCACACUGCAAACAGG
Molecule: messenger RNA, 3045 nt
Organism: Topomyia yanbarensis
Lineage: Eukaryota; Metazoa; Arthropoda; Insecta; Diptera; Culicidae
Gene: Suv3
Product: ATP-dependent RNA helicase SUV3 homolog, mitochondrial
Exons: 3
Coding region: 179-2425 (748 amino acids)
Biological process (GO): RNA catabolic process; mitochondrial RNA 3'-end processing
Cellular component (GO): mitochondrial degradosome
Molecular function (GO): RNA helicase activity; ATP binding; hydrolase activity, acting on acid anhydrides
Source: RefSeq, a predicted model, not a curated record